Messenger RNA from Enterobius vermicularis (human pinworm), 987 nucleotides. Lineage: Eukaryota; Metazoa; Nematoda; Chromadorea; Rhabditida; Oxyuridae. The record is from the annotation of a GenBank genome assembly.
AUGCAACUGCAUAAAGUGUUGGUUACUGUUUUGCUAUUAUUUAUUGGCUAUAAUAUCAUCGAAGUAUUGGGUAGGGAAUCGGUCAGUAAUACUGCAGAAAAUCCGUUAAUUACUGUUGAAGAACUGAAACAGCUGAUGAAAACAACACCAGUGAAGCUAAUUGAUGCAACUUAUUCUGGAAAACCGUUACCAGCAGCAUUGCAACGGACAAAUACUUAUGGACAGUUUGAUACACUCGAAAAGAUGCUUACUGAAGACGAUUAUAAAAGGGAGCAUAUUCCUGGUGCAGUUCCAGUCAGCUUAGAUGUUGCUCUAUUUCAUAGCCAGUAUAAAAGAUUUGAAUUAUAUCCGCCAGAAAUUUUUGAAAAAUAUCUUCGUAAACUUGGUAUAAAUAAUGGUGAUAGAGUUGUUGUUUAUGGACGUGAACAAUUUUCAGGAAUGCUUUUUGCUGCACAUAUUUGGUGGUUAUUGAAAUAUUAUGGUGUUAAAAAUGCUCGAGUUUUAAAUGGUGGUAUUGAAGCAUGGAAAAGAAACGGAAAUCCGGUGACUAGUGAAAUUGCUCCUGUUCAGACAGGGAAUUUUACUGCAACUGUCAACCGAAAAUAUGUGAUUACGUUUGAGGAAUUGGAAGAACGUAAUCCACGAACAGGUGCACUAAUUGAUCACCUAAAUACGGAAAACGUUUUUGACAGCAGACCACGAGAACAGUAUUCUGGAGCGGUUAAAAUGAACUAUAAUUCACCAGUUGAGCUGAAAGGAUCGCAUAUUGAAGGAGCUAAAAAUCUUCCUGCAGUUAAUUUAGUUAACGAAAAAGUAUUAGCUGAAGCUGGUUAUAUACCCGGCAAACCGGUGAUAACCUACUGUAGCGUGGGAAAUCAAGGAUCACUUGAUUUGUUGGCACUUCGUUCAGUUGGUAUUGACAACAUUAAACUGUAUCAGGGAGGUAUGACAGAAAUGGCCCUAAGAGACCCAAAAAGAAUUUCUUAA